Molecule: messenger RNA, 1558 nt
Organism: Alosa alosa (allis shad)
Lineage: Eukaryota; Metazoa; Chordata; Actinopteri; Clupeiformes; Clupeidae
Exons: 6
Coding region: 56-961 (301 amino acids)
Source: RefSeq, a predicted model, not a curated record
UUGAAUGUCAACCGACUCUCAACUCAAUAGACUGUGAAGCGAACUGGAUGGAACAAUGACAGCGGAAAAUGGCACGACGUUUUGUGAGGGGAUGUACUCAAAACUUAUCGACUCUGAUGGUCCAUAUGACGAGCUGAGCUCUCCAAAUGUGCAGGAGCAACAUAUUGUACACGUCUCUCCAGCAAGAGGCAACUCCAGGCAACCUUACAAACUGGCCACAGCAUGCCUGACUGGGCUUUGUGUGAUCCUGCUUUUGGUCCUUGUGGUGAUGAGCUCACGUAGGAAUGUCUCUGAGGUGACAGCCGAUGCCUCCGCUGAGACCCAGCAGCAGACUCUUCCUGUGAACGUCACAGAACUGAUGGAGCAAAUGAAGAACUUGGAGAAGGAGAAUAAGGAGCUGGAGACGGAGAGGGAUAUCCUGCAGGAGAGGGUGAAGGCCUUAGAGGCAACCCCCUCAACCCCUCCUCCUGCACGUGUGACCACUCUGGCCCCGGCAGCCUCCCCGUCCCCACCGGACCUGCCUAAGUGCCCAGCAGACUGGCUCCGCUUCGAAAACAGCUGCUACUACAUCUCCCGCACCACACUGAGCUGGAUGGGCAGCCAGCGGUUCUGUCAACAGAGAGGGGGACACCUGGCCAUUAUCCAUACGGAAGAAGAACAGACGUUCAUUUGGAACAAGCUGGUUCGGGGACACUGGAAUGCCUACUGGUUUGGAAUCACCGAUGAGAAGGCUGAGGGGACCUGGCACUGGGUGGAUGGGACAGUGCUAAAUAUGAAUUCCAGUUUCUGGGAGGAGGGGGAACCCAACAACCACAUUGACGAGGACUGUGGUUACAUUGUGAAGACGCAGGUGCGGAGUCGUGUUCCGACUAAGAGCUGGUACGACGCACCGUGCGAGAUGCACUGGCGCUUUGUCUGUGAACUGGAGUUGACCGCCGUCUCCACAACAGCGAGUGUGUAGAGGAGGAAAAGCUGAUGUGGUGCACAGGCCUCCCUAAAUGCAGCUUGUGAAAUACUAAUAAUGCAAUAACGUGGAUAUGAAAUGAGAAGUGUACAUUCUUUUAAAUGGGAGGAGCACUCCCCUAUUGCCUUAGUUUGUUUUGCUUUUCCUGAAAUUGUAAGUGUAUAAACCCCCUGAGAGAGAGAGAGAGAGAGAAAGAGAGAGCGAGAGUGAGAGAGAGAGAGAGAAAAAUUGUAAAUAACCUGUACAGAAAUAUUUUUGUUGUUUUGAUAAAGACAUGUCAAAUGGAAUGAGAUAUUUUGUUAACUGGAAUUGAUUUAUUUCAGAAGGGAAAAUGAUGUGCUGUUUAGAGUUGAAAAUGAAUUGUCUUAUUCAAAGUGUUGAUACUGUAGCUAUAGAGAUAUUAAUCGAAUAAGGCAAGGUAGAGGGUUUGAUUACCAGCUAUAGAAACAUUUGUACCUGUUCUAUGGAUAUAUAUAAAAAUAAAACUUGGCAUAUGGUGAAAAAAUCUCUGUGUUGUUGCUAAAACUAAAAAUGCAGUUUAACUUCAUCUUGAAGGACAGUAGCUCUGAGAUAACAUGACAAACCUUAUCCUGC